AUGGCCGAAAGCACAAUGGAGGCCAGGGGAGAGCGCUUUCUUAAGCAAAGGCAAGUCCUAUUUCUCUUUGUUUUUCUGGGUGGGUCUCUGGCUGGGUCUGAGUCUAGACGCUACUCUGUAGUUGAGGAAACAGAGAGGGGCUUUUUAAUAGCCAAUAUAGCAAAUGAUCUAGGGCUAGGGGAAGGGGAACUGGCUAUGAGGGGAGCCCAAGUUGUGUCUAAAGGAAACAAACAGCAUUUUCAGCUUAAUCAACAGACUGGCGAUUUGCUUCUGCAUGAGAAAUUGGACCGGGAAGAGCUAUGCGGCCCCACAGAGCCAUGUAUACUGCAUUUUCAGAUAUUACUGCAGAACCCUUUGCAGUUUAUUACAAAUGAGCUUGAGGUCAUAGAUGUAAAUGACCAUUCUCCGGUAUUCUUUGAAAAUGAAAUGCAGCUGAAACUCUUGGAAAACACGCCACCAGGAACCAUGAUUCCUUUGGGAAAUGCUGAGGACUUGGAUGUGGGAAGAAACAGCCUCCAAAACUACACGAUCACUCCUAAUUCCCAUUUCCAUGUUCUCACACGCAGUCGUAGGGAUGGAAGAAGGUACCCACAACUAGUGCUAGACAAAGCUCUGGACCGUGAGGAGCAGCCAGAGCUCAUUUUGACUCUUACCGCGCUGGAUGGCGGCUCCCCACACCGGUCUGGGAUCGCCCAGAUCCACAUCCUGGUCUUAGACAUAAACGACAACGCCCCAGAAUUUACACAGCCACUCUAUGAGGUUCAAAUUCUAGAGAACAGCCCCGUUAACUCUGUUGUUGUCACUGUCUCAGCUUCUGAUUUAGAUACAGGUAAUUUUGGAACAGUAUCAUAUGAAUUUUUUCAUGCUUCUGAAGAAAUUCGCAAAACUUUUCAGCUAAACCCAAUUACUGGUGAUAUCCAGACAGUCAAAUAUUUAAAUUUUGAGGAGAUGAAUACUUAUGAAGUGGACAUAGAAGCCAAAGAUGGCGGAGGCCUUUCAGGAAAAACAACAGUGAUAGUUCAGGUGGUUGAUGUGAACGACAACCCACCAGAACUGACCUUGUCCUCAAUUACCAGCUCUAUCCCUGAGAACUCUCCAGAGACUGUGGUGGCUGUUUUCAGUGUUUCUGAUCUAGACUCUGGAGACAAUGGGAGAAUUAAGUGUUCUAUCGAGGACAAUCUCCCCUUCAUCCUUAAACCGUCUGUUGAAAAUUUUUACACUCUAAUGACAAACACACCUCUAGACCGAGAGAGCAAAUCCGAGUACAACAUCACCAUCACCGUCACGGACUUGGGGACCCCCAGGCUGAAAACGCAGCACAACAUCACCGUGACGGUGUCCGACGUCAACGACAACGCCCCCGCCUUCAGCCAAACCACCUACACCCUGCGGGUCCGCGAGAACAACAGCCCCGCCCUGCACCUAGGCAGCGUCAGCGCCACAGACGCAGACUCGGGCGCCAACGCCCACGUCACCUACUCGCUGCUGCCGCCCCAGGACCCGCAGCUGCCCCUGGCCUCCCUGGUGUCCAUCAACGCGGACAACGGGCAGCUGUUCGCGCUCAGGUCCCUGGAUUACGAGGCGCUGCAGGCGUUCGAGUUCGGCGUGCGCGCGGCCGACCGCGGCUCGCCCGCGCUCAGCAGCCAGGCGCGCGUGCGCGUGCUGGUGCUGGACGACAACGACAACUCGCCCUUCGUGCUGUACCCGCCGCAGAACGGCUCUGCGCCCUGCACCGAGCUGGUGCCCAGGGCGGCCGAGGCGGGCUACCUGGUGACCAAGGUGGUGGCGGUGGACGGCGACUCGGGCCAGAACGCCUGGCUGUCGUACCAGCUGCUCAGGGCCACGGAGCCCGGGCUGUUCGGCGUGUGGGCGCACAACGGCGAGGUGCGCACGGCCAGGCUGCUGAGCGAGCGCGACGCCGUCAAGCACAGGCUGGUGGUGCUGGUCAAGGACAAUGGCGAGCCGCCGCGCUCGGCCAGCGUCACGCUGCACGUGCUGCUGGUGGACGGCUUCUCGCAGCCCUACCUGCCGCUCCCGGAGGUGGCGGCGGCCGAGGCGCAGGCCGACCCGCUCACCGUCUACUUGGUCAUCGCCUUGGCGUCCGUGUCGUCGCUCUUCCUGUUCUCGGUGCUGGUGUUCGUGGCGGUGCGGCUGUGCAGGCGGAGCCGGGCGGCGUCUGCGGGUCGCUGCCCGGUGCCCGAGGGCCACUUUCCGGGCCACCUGGUGGACGUCAGCGGCACGGGGACGCUGUCCCAGAGCUACCAGUAUGAAGUGUGUCUGCGGGGCGGCUCGGGGACCAGUGAGUUCAAGUUCCUCAAGCCUAUUAUUCCCAAUGGUCUGGUUCAAGACCCUGAGUGAGAUUAAAGCGAAGCUCCAACUUUA
This is a messenger RNA of Hyaena hyaena (striped hyena), 2382 nucleotides long. Its product is annotated as protocadherin beta-3. The coding region runs from base 1 to 2358 and encodes 785 amino acids. Gene Ontology annotation, biological process: homophilic cell-cell adhesion. Gene Ontology annotation, molecular function: calcium ion binding. NCBI's taxonomy places the organism in Eukaryota, Metazoa, Chordata, Mammalia, Carnivora, Hyaenidae. Gene Ontology annotation, cellular component: plasma membrane. The record is from RefSeq and is a predicted model, not a curated record. The transcript has a single exon.